Molecule: messenger RNA, 3897 nt
Organism: Agrilus planipennis (emerald ash borer)
Lineage: Eukaryota; Metazoa; Arthropoda; Insecta; Coleoptera; Buprestidae
Exons: 2
Coding region: 8-490 (160 amino acids)
Molecular function (GO): zinc ion binding; nucleic acid binding
Source: RefSeq, a predicted model, not a curated record
UUGUGCGAUGUCCGAGAGAAUCGUAAUGCCACGCCCAUCGAACCGAGUGAAGACGAACGAGUUAGUCAGUUAUGCGAGUGAAAGCAGUGUGAUGGAGUGCAGCUCCGAGUCCGCGAAACGAAAAAAGACAACUCCAUGGUGUGAUGACGAGCCGGAGUGCGUUAGUGCUGUGGAAAGUAAAAAAAUGCGUCGUAGUGAUAACGGAGAAACGUGUCAAACAUUCGGUAAGUACCCAGAAUACACUAUGCCCGCUAAUGCGGGGCAUCUUUUUAAGGUAAUUCGGGAGUUAAUACCUUUGAAGGCAGAGACCAUUAAAGUUGCGGACCGACGGAUUAUUCGGGAUACGGCGGACCAGCUGAUGGAGGAGCUCGUCCAAAUGGCCGGAGUUGUGAAAGAACAUCGUCAUACCAUCGCAAGGAACGACGCGGAAGUAAAAGAGACCAAGGAAAACACCACAAAAGAAGUUCUCUUCCUAAGGACGAAAUGUUGACCAACGCGAGACGUUUUUACAAAACAGUAAGAGCUCUAACUAAGCGAAUAGAAUAAUUAAGCGCGCGGAAUAUAGUCGCGUUUUUCGGAAAUAUAAAGAACUACUUGAAAAAACGAGAACCAAUAAAUUCAGGGAAUUUUGCACUCGAAACUCCGAAAAGGACCCGUGGGGAACGUCCUAUAAAGUAAACAGCAAUUAUACAAAAAACACACGGGACACCGCCAAAUAUAUUUUAGAUUCUUUUUUCCCGUCGGACAAUCCAGAUACGGACAAUCAAUCCCAUCGUCAUAUUCGCGAGAUUGCAAUCCGGGAUAAUUUUAAUGAAGAAAACGAGUUUUUUAAGGAAAUGACAUGCGGAAAUUGAACGGGCUUUGAACAGAAUGAACAUGCGAAAAGCACCAAGACUCGACGGCGUUACUUCCGAUGCAGCCCUGGUAGCAUUUCAGACCGCUCAGGAUGUUUUUAUUAACAUUUUUAACGAGUGUUUUAAAUUUAGCGUUUUUUCAAAAUGCUGGAAAGAGCAACAGGUAAAAAUUAUUCCAAAACCGGGUAAACGCGACUUUCAAAACGUAAAAAGUUUUCGGCCUAUUAGCUUACUACCGAUUGUAGGCAAAGCUUUAGACAGAAUUUUCACUACGCGAUUACAAUUCGAAAUUAAUAAAAAAGGAGAUAUCAAUAGUAAUCAGUACGGGUUCGUAGCCGGUCGGUCCACCACAGACGCUGUAACUGCAGUCAUAAAGAGUAUAAAAAUCUCACGCGAAAAUGACAAUUACGUCCCUACUAUUGCGAUAGAUAUUUUUGGGAGCCUUCGACAAUGCUUGGUGGCCGCGAAUUAUUUUCGAAUUACAAAGACGUAACAUUUCGGGAACAUUAAUCAAAUUAUUGCAAAAUUAUUUUAGCGACAGAACCGCUGUCGUUACUAUUAGUUCGCAUUGAGUAGCCGAAGCAAGCGGUUGUGGGAUGUCGGAAGGCCAGCGAGUAGCCACGCCUACCAGUGCAAGUCGUGUUCGGUUCAGUUCGAUUACUAGUGUCGCGAGCGAAUCGAGUGCGCGCAAGAGUCCAUGAAGCGGAAAAAUUCACAAUGGUGCGAUGACGAGCCCGAAUUCGCGAAACGGUCGGAUAAUAAAAAACCAAAACGUCGGGACAGCGGGGAAUUAACACAUGUCAGGGGAAGUCUGCCGGAAGACAUGUUGAGCGGUGACGCGAGGCGAUUUUUUAAAAUCAUUCAGGUGUUGGUUCCGAUGAAGGCGGAAACUAUAAAAGUAGCAGACAGGAAAGUAAUCAGGGAAACGGCCGAUCUAUUAAUGAAGAGUUUGGUCCAAAUGGCGGGAGUUGUUAAGGAGCUGCGACAUACAAUCUCCAAAAAAGACGAAGAAAUAAAACAAGCCAGGGAGUCAGCAACAAAAACUGUAAGUACUCCGCCAUUAAUGUCUUAUUCUGAUAGGUUAAAGUCAGGGAAUAAUGUACCACUUAAGCCGCGAGUAAACGAAACCUCUUUUCCGGUACAGAUCGGGUCUAAAAAAGCAGGUAAGGACUCAGACUUUAUUAAAGAAGUAGUAAUGCGCACGGUAGAUCCCAUAAAAAACAACAUUGCCGUGAAAAAUGUUAGGGCUACAAAAUCGGGAAAUAUAGUUAUAGAUUGUGCUAGGCAAGAAGACGCAGAGAAAAUAAAAUUGUCGCUUUCUGUGCAGGCUAAAGACGAAGUAGAAGUCAAAGACAUUAAAAAACGGUGGCCAAGUGUCAGGAUUGAUAGGAUCAGCAAAGAACUAAACGCUAGGGACAUCCAUGAGACUAUUUUAGGGCACAACGACUUUAUAGAUGAAUAUUGCGGAAAUGACGUAAACAAAUUUAAGACACAUUUCAGACAAUUAGCUGUUUUCGAGACCGGCGGCAAUAAAGAAACUUACAGCGCAGAUUUCGAAGUUAAUCCCACACUUAGGGUUAAAAUGUUGGAUAGGCCAAUUUAUUUAAAUUGGCAAAGAGUCUGGGUUAGGGACCACUUUUCAAUGUUGCAGUGCUUUCAGUGCUACGACUUUGGCCAUCUCUCCAAAAACUGCAAAAUAAAGGAACAAUUAUGCGGUAAAUGCGGCGGAAAGCACCAUUCCAAAGAUUGUAAAUCAAAAACUACGUCAUGUGUAGUGUGCGUCCGGUCUAACAAAGAUAAAAAGCGUGCUCCGGUAAACACCGAUCACGACGCGAAAAGUAGCUCUUGCCCCACAAUGAAUAGAAUAAGAAACUCUAUUCUAUCUAACAUAGAUUUUUAUGGUAACUAAAAACCAUAAAAAUAACCCCGACGCGGAUUUCGUUUUAAAUUUCGGCCAAAUUAAUUUAGGUAAGGGCAAGGCGGCUACUAGCAAUCUCUUGAAAAUUAUUUUAGAAAAAAAAUUAGAUAUUUGUUUUGUACAGGAACCUACGGUCAAUAGAUCGAAAAUUGUAGGUUUUUCUAAAAAUAACUUGGUAAUUUAUAAAUUGUGUAAAGUUCCUAAAGUAGCUGUUAUUGUAAAUAACUCAAAUAUUUCUUGUUUAUUUUUAGAAAGUAUUUCUUGCGAUAAUAUAAUUGUUGUUGAAAUUACCGUAAAUACCAUAACGAUAGUUCUUGUUAAUGUCUAUUUACCACCUGCGGGGUCGAACGCCGACGAGAACAAGUUUCUCGAACGCCUUAAUUACGUUUUCUCAGAACUCGACCAAACAAGACCUAUUGUUAUGGCAGGUGAUUUUAAUGCGAAAAAUUAUAUUUGGGGCAGUCCGAUAAAUGACAAUAGAGGUAAUAAUAUUUUGGAAAUAUUUGAAAAUAAUAACUUUAUCGUUUUAAAUAAUAAUGUCGAACCUACUUUUGUUGGACAUCGCGGGUCAAGUUUUGUUGAUUUAACGUUAGCAAAUUUUAAUGCAUUAACUUUAAUAAAAAAUUGGCAUUUAUCGGACGAAGAAACACUUUCUGACCACAAAUUAAUCACGUGGCAGGUUUCGUUUGAGAAAAACGAAACUAAUAUCGUUGACCGUAGGUUUUGUAAUAAAAAAGCAAAUUGGCAAACAUUUUCGGACAGUUUUAGGGAUAGCAUAGGAAAUAUAGUACUAAUCGACGAAAAUGACAUUUCAGAACGCGCAAACUUUUUAAAUGACUGCAUAGUUACAGCGUGCGAGGCUUCUAUGCCACUUAAAAAACAUUUCGCAAAAAGUGUACCGUGGUGGACCAAACAACUUACCGAAAAAAGGUCCCAAUCGCGGAAAAUUAGACGUUCUUUUCAGCGCGAAAAAAAUCAAGCGGCACGAGAGAUCAAGCGCGCGGAAUACAACCGUGUGUUCCGUGAAUAUAAGGAGCUUUUAGAAAAAACUAGGGCAAAUAAAUUUAGGGAAUUUUGUACGAGGGACUCUGAAAAGGACCCGUGGGGAACAGCAUACAAGGUCAU